Molecule: messenger RNA, 3082 nt
Organism: Bemisia tabaci
Lineage: Eukaryota; Metazoa; Arthropoda; Insecta; Hemiptera; Aleyrodidae
Cellular component (GO): lysosomal membrane
Source: RefSeq, a predicted model, not a curated record
GUUAAACGUAAAUACGAGAUACGUCAGUUCGCGUAAACACCAGAGGCAAAUUUUGAUUUUCAAUGGAUUUCUCUCUCGUUUUACUAUGAUAUUCUAAUUCAGAAUGUCUCUUUCCUUUCAUCAGUUAUUCGUAUUUGGCGUUAUCCUCUUGUCAUGUGUUCUUUACGUACAGGGUCAGUCGUACGAAGAUGCACGAUGCAAAUGUGUAUGCACUUAUAAAAAUGGAACAAGGCUUGUAAAAAAAUUACGUGUUACCAGUGUCCCUCUCAGCAAUGACUGUGAUGAAGUCGCUGGUCCCGUUGAAGAAAUUGUGCAUGGGAACACAACACAGGAAAUGUGCUCUCGAUGUGAGUGUACUUAUGAAAGUAGGAACACAAACAUUAUCAAAUUUGUGGUCAUAAUUGUAAUAUGGGUCAUUUCUUUGUUAGUAAUCUAUAUGCUUUUCCUUAUUUGUCUGGACCCGUUACUAAACAAACGAGUCAAGGGAAAUUAUGUUGAACACACGAACGACGAUGUAAGUAGCCGAGAGUUCAAAAUAAUUGAUGAUAUAAGCAGUUCAAGUCAAGCGCCUGGAACUUCUCACCCGAUGGGUAUGCGAGGAAGCAAUGUAUUGAACCGCGUGGGUCACCAACAGGAUAAGUGGAAGAGGCAAGUUCAAGAACAGCGCAAGAAUAUUUACGACCGGCAUACGAUGCUCAACUAAGCUCUUCAAAUUUCUAACCAUUAAAUGGAAGCUGUAGCAAAUCGAACAGGGAGACAAAAUUUCGUUUUCAUCGUAGAAUUUUCGAUUUGAGACUUGAUCCAGGUUGCCGUGAAGGAAGUCAUGAUCUCAUAUGAAAGGCUCCAAGUCAUGGACAUUUUUAGGAACAUCUUCAAAUUCGGCCACUAUCAAUGAAUGUAGCAAGAGCAUGGCUAAAGUAGCUCUUAUGUAAGUGAAUGAGUUCAUAAAUAGUGAGCUAUUAGCAUUGAAUAAAUAAGUACUUGAUAAAAACUUGACUCGCGUGAAGACCUAUUGACUCAUUUUAACAUGACUCUUUUGUCAAAGAGAGUAGAAUUUUCAUUCCUCUGCUUAUUUAUUCAAUCUAAAGCAACUCAUUUUUUCGGAAUUUCUAGUCUAAUAAGCUGAAUUUUGAAUUUUCAUCGGAAAGAGGUAACCAAGUCAGCGAUUUGCAAAAAUCAGAAAAAAUUUCUAUCUAAAUGGCAACAACAGAUCUACAAGCUGAUAUUUUUAAGAGUUUGAUAAAGAAUUGAUUUUUGGGUAUCCAUAAGAUAACAUGAUGGUAUGUCAGUUGGGAUUCAUUACUGCGUUGAGUAAUUACUGCACUGUUUUUAUGACGUACAUCAGUCAAAUAAAAGGUUCGGGAACAGUGUUUAAAGUAAACUCAGAUUAAUUCCUCUGAAAAUCAAAUUUUAUCGCGCAAAAUUUGAAGUGAAACUAUCAUAUCUCAUUUUCACCUUGUCAUUUUGACACUCAAUUCUUGUAAAAAUGUUGUCUUUAUGUAAUCUUGAUAGUAAUCAAACUCUCCUUCCCCACAACGAUGAACAAAUCAUAAACCAGUUGAAAGAUGGAAGGAGAAAUCAAAAUUCUUGUCACCAGCUUUUAGGUUUAGAUGGUGUUAAGAAUUUAGUAAAGUUUGUUUUUUCAAUUGAUGACAAAUCAAUGAAAAUUUUGGCUGAUUUGGUAGCUUUUAACAGCAAAUUUUUAGCCUAUUUAUGCUUCAAUGUGCUUGUACAACAAUGUGUUGCUGCCAAACUGCAGGCCUCGAAAAACACCUAAUUCUAAUCCUAAUACAGUUUCUUUUUAAUGAUGUUGCACUAUAAACACCAUUAAAAACUGAAAUUUCAAUCAUCAAUUCACUUUUGUUGAAGACAUGCUUUACGGACCCAUCAUUUAUGGUCGUGUUCCUAGGUUUCUUGUUUUUCUUAUAUUUUACAAUACUGUUGUAAGUAUACUGAUUAAUUCAUGUGCAAGUUUGCAAUAAAAAGUGAAUCUUCAUUGUAAAACCUUUUUUCAAUGUUAAUGAGUGCAGCCAAUUUCAUUCUAUUAUAAAACUAUUCAUUGUUCCUUGCUGUGGACUGACCGAUUUUUUUUUUUUCAGUAUAUAUGUUACUUAAAAAAAGCUAAGUAUUCACAUUUAAAGGGAAGAAGAAAAUUAUAAUUUAUAAAAUAUAUAUUUAUGUUAGAGGUUCAGAUACGAAAGGGCUUAGUUACAUUGCAACAUUGCUAUUUUUCACUUGAAACUGUAUUUAGCUCUUUACUUAAAUUUGGCUGUAAAUCUUCAUUGAAAUGUGGUUCGACAAAGAUUCCCUCUCAAUUAAAAAAAAAAAUCAGUUUUUAGAUGAAACCUGGCAAAGUUGCAUUGCAAUUACUAAAGUCUUCCUGGAUUUGCCUUUUUCUUUGGAGUUUGUAUGGAAGGAUGAAGCUUUUUUCUUUCCCUUCUGUGAAAUCGUUCAAACUGUCCCCAUAAUAUUUUCAAGUGGAGUAAUAUCAGAGAUUCAUCGCAACAAUGUUGCUAUCAGUAUCCCAUGAGAAAACAUCUGUUCUCUUGUUUUAGCUUUCAUUAAAUCUGUCUCUGAUUUGCUGCGUUUAACAGAAAGGAACCAAGUCACAUUAGCUAUUGCCAAAUGUAACUGGGCACUCUAAUUUUUUACAAGAGAACGUUUGUGCGGAUUCCUUUGAAAAUUUCUAGGAAUUGGUUUCUUGCUAUGCACGCAAUUCACUGAAAUUUGCUCCAAAAUCUGCACAACCGUUUUCAUGUGAAAAAUUAAAAUGCCCAAUUAAAUUUGGCAAUAGCUUAUGUGCCUCGGUUCUUUUCUGCUUAAUGUGGUCUAAUUGACAAGAGAUAAUUGCAUCUGUUGAAUUGUCUGAAGAGGAGUGCCAUAGCUGUUAAUCUAUUCAUUGUUUUUUUAACCUGUGUCAAAAUUUUACCACCUUACUGCAUUAAAAAUUCCAAUAACUUUGUUGGCCCUCUGUAAACACGGCUUGUUAAUUUGACUCUUCAAGUUAAACUCUUCUGUCUUCAUUUGAAUGCAGCCUGUACCCACAUAAUUUUAAAUAAAACUUUGUUUUUUUAAAAUGAAA